Messenger RNA from Penaeus indicus, 795 nucleotides. Its product is annotated as lachesin-like. The transcript has 6 exons. The record is from RefSeq and is a predicted model, not a curated record. NCBI's taxonomy places the organism in Eukaryota, Metazoa, Arthropoda, Malacostraca, Decapoda, Penaeidae. Bases 1 to 795 code for a protein of 264 amino acids. Gene Ontology annotation, cellular component: neuron projection.
AUGAAGCUACACUUGAUAAAGGUUUUGACAAACGGUUUUCUAAUCAAAGGCAAAGUAGCGUGGAUUAAGGCAGACACUAAGGCCAUCCUCGCUAUCCACAACCGCGUCAUCACCCACAACAACCGCAUGAACGUCAUCCACUCCGACCACAACACCUGGCAGCUCAAGAUCCGGGACGUCCGGCGGAACGACUCCGGCCAGUACAUGUGCCAGAUCAACACCGACCCCAUGAAGAUGCAGGUGGGUCAUCUGAACGUGGUCAUUCCACCGGACAUCACUGCAGAGGACACUUCAGGCGACGUGAUGGUUCCCGAGGGCAGCUCCGUGCGGCUGACGUGCCGUGCCAAAGGCUACCCAGAGCCCCGCGUCGUUUGGCGUCGGGAGGACGCCCGCCCGAUCGUCUUCCGCUCUCCCGGUCAAGCCAAGAACUCAGUGGAGACGUUCGACGGGUCGGAGCUGGUGCUGGACAAGGUGGCGAGGGACGACAUGGGCGCCUACCUCUGCAUCGCCUCCAACGACAUCCCGCCGGCUGUCAGCAAGCGCAUGGUGGUGCAGGUUCACUUCUUCCCUCUGAUCAGGAUCCCGAACCAGCUGGUGGGCGCGCCGCCCGGCACCAACGUCACGCUCGAGUGCGAGGUGGAGGCCAGCCCCAAGUCCAUCAACUUCUGGACGAAGAAACUCGACGACCAAGGGCUGAGCCUCAGUAAUCAGUGGAUGUCACUCAAAAUAACAACAGGACGUGCAGCUCCUCGCACAGAUUCUCUCUUUGCAAAAGUAGCAGGAGCUCCACACUAG